CAGUUGAUGAACAGUUUGAAAGAACAACCAAGAUGUUGUCUAUGCAUAAUAACCUUAUGAAGCGAUACCAAAAAGAGUUAAAGACCAACACAGCUCAAGUGGAGCAAAUCACUACUUUGAGUCUGGAAAACAGAGAUUUGGAAAAGAAACUCCACGAUGCCCAAAGUAAAAUAGAAGAGCUACAUAAAGAGAAAGAUGCUCUUCAGACAAGGAUUAAUGCAGUGGGAAUUAAGAAAAGGCUAACACCUUCUAAAAGAGAUUUAAUGGCUGAACUCCGCAAGGUUUCACAGGAAAGAGACAGACUUGCUAAUGAAAGAAAAAAGUUCAAAGAUGAACUCAAGAUGCUGGACAGAGGUUUCUUUGAAGAAAUAGAAGAUUUAAAGUACGCACUCCAGCAGGCAGCAAGACUAAACAGUGCUUACGAGAAAGCACUGAAGCAGUUGUGUUCCCAGAGUGGUGUUGCCUUCCCUAAAAUAACUACAACCACACCAAAAAAGCGAAGUAGGAAACGAACAAGAUCACAGACGAGAGAAUUUACCGGUAGAUAGCUUUUUAACGAGCAGGCAAAAUUAACUUUCAAGGCUCAAAUCAAAAUGUAAAGUGUAACUGUUGUUACACAUAAUUUAAUUAUAAUAAAUAAUGUUCAGACAAAUACCCCCAGAUAAGUCACAAAGUGUCAACAAAAUGGUUCCUUAGUUUUUCCCAGGAUAAAUACAAUCAUGUUAGUUUCAUUAACUAAAAGUAUGCCCUUUGUUUAUCUCAAAAGCACAAAACAUUUCCAGUGCUGAGUUCAAAAUAGCAAGUCACCUUCCUUACAAUACUGUUAGUAGUAAUGCAAUUACUGGUAAUGAAAGCUGUCAUGUCUAAAAUGCUUAUUGAAUAGAAAUAGUUCUAAGCAGGCUGGUAAAUGAAUGUGGCAUUGUUCACUUAUUUAUAGUUUGAAUGGUACAUAUUUUGACUUGCAUAGCAAUAAAGAAUUCCUCAAUGCUGUGAGGCCAUUCCUCUGAGCUUUAUUCCAUCUACUCUUACUAAGUGAAUGAAGAUUUAUGUUUGAAGUGUUCAACAUUGAGGCAUUUAUUUAACUGCAACAACAUAUUCAGUAAAAAAUUGAUUCAGCACCUGAAAGAGUAAUUUAAUUUUGGAAACCCCCACCCCCACCUCAACCACCAGGAAAGCUUGCUAUAAGGGUUAUCAAAAAUGGUAAACAGCCUACUUGUUUUGGGAGGUCACUGUGUUAGUGUAGCUCAAAUGUACAAUAUUCAAGCUGAUCGAACUUUCAGAAGCAUUCAUGUCUUUAAAAUUCAACAAUAUUGACUUGGCAUUAAUUUGAACUGCCUUUUCUCUCAUCAAUGUUAUUUUGAAAAGUUUGCUGAAUCAUUAGGUUCAAAUAUAUACCACACCUCAAUUAAAAUGCUGAUUAGAAUUACUCUCGACUGGGCACUUGGUUAUUUGAAACAGUUAAUUCAAAACAGGGCAGUUAUAUGAGAGGGGAUACCAUAGUUACAAGACUUAGUUCAAGAGGUUGCUAAAUCAAGUCAUUAGUAAUAUUAGUUUAUCUGUCUUGCACUGACUGAGCCAGGACUUGUUGUAGAAUAGCAUCUUCAUCAUUGUCAAAAUCCUGUUAGAUGAGGUGAAAACUGAGUAAAUAUAACAUGUUAAGCUGCAUUAUACUUAGUAUUACUUUUACUAGUAAGAAUGACAUGCUUUAUCACAAAUAAUAAUAAUAAUAAUAAUA
Orbicella faveolata is the source of this 1735-nucleotide messenger RNA. RefSeq lists its product as uncharacterized. The record is from RefSeq and is a predicted model, not a curated record. Lineage: Eukaryota; Metazoa; Cnidaria; Anthozoa; Scleractinia; Merulinidae.